AUGGGGCUGUGGCAUUCUUAUUCCUCUUUCUUAUCCUUCUUCUUCCUCAUCAUCGUGCCUGUGCUGGCGGAUCUUUCGGUGUUGCCCACCAACGACACGCACGAUCUGGCCUGGUCCAGCUCCGCGCGCUUCCGCAUCCAAGGUUCCAGUCCACUCAACGGCCAGAUCCUCGCCCCAUUGACGCAUUACCUCGUCAAUUUAUCAUCCAGCCAGGCCCAAAGUUUCGACGUCGCAGGCACGAUCACUGAGGUGACUGCCACUAACUCUCUGGCCGUCAAUAGCACCAAGAUUGCCUGUAUCCCCUGUGACGACUCUGCCGCGAAUUAUCCAGGAGAGUUAGGUGUCGAUCAGACUGUUCAAAGUGUGAUUACCGCUGCCGACCCCGCUGCAGCCAUCAUCCUCUACAGUACUUCUUCUACCCAUUGCAACCUGACCACGGAUGAUCAAACCGAGGCAUAUCGCUACAUCUUCACCUUCAGGGAUUUAACUGCCGUCGCCAACCUCACUCAGACCUUGAGCAGUGCUCCAAACAAGACCGUCUCCAUCAUCCCAAUGUCUUAUCAAACCACUACUACGGUUGACACCAGUGCUAAUACCACUGGUGACAGCCCCAACACAGCGAUGAUUAUCCUGUACAGCAUCACAGGUAUCAUCACAGCCCUCUUUUUGGGCAUCAUCAUCACCGGCGCGGUCCGUGCUCACCGUCAUCCCGAGCGGUACGGGCCUCGCCGAGUCGCUGGUCGGCCACGGCAAAGUAGAGCAAGAGGUAUCGCGCAAGCCAUGCUCGACACUAUCCCAGUCGUCAAGUUUGGCGAUACCAACGGCGUCGAUGCCGCCAAACGGGAUGUUGAAAUGGCCAACGCGGAGGAUCCCGCCCGCGAGCACUCCCCUCAUCGGUCAGAUAGCAUUUCCGAUGUCGGCCAGACGACUCCCCGCGAGACUGAAUUGCCGAACACUGAAAACGACGUCACCGAACAACCCGCUGCGACUGCCACCGAGUCGAAUCCCAACGCUGCUCCAGAUGGUGGUAACUUCUCUUGUCCUAUCUGUACCGAUGACUUCAUCAAGGGCCAAGACCUGCGGGUUCUGCCAUGCAACCACCAGUUCCACCCUGAGUGCAUCGAUCCUUGGCUUGUCAAUGUGUCAGGCACUUGUCCCCUUUGCCGUAUCGACCUCAACCCACCCAAGACCGAGGACAAUGCCGAGCAAGAAGGCGAGAACGCCGACCCGCAGAGCGCAGACGCUGCCGCCGACACCACUACAACCCCAACCACUGCCAGCACCCAAAGUAACCGACACUCCCACCGUCUAACAAACUACCUGCACGGGCCUCUCAACGCCCGCCGCAUGCGCAAUGCAACCGUGGAAGAACGUCUCGCCGCCCUCCGCCACGUCCGUGAAGCCAACCAAGGCGAAACCACCGGCGACGACGAGACAACUCGACCCAAUCGCAACCGCCUGUCAACCAGACUACGCGAUCGAUUCCGCAUCCGCACCCGCGCCCAUGGAGUCGACACUACCACCCCCGUUGAGAGUGGCGCGGCGACACCCACCGUGCCACCCGCGGCGCAUACCACGAACUAG
This is a messenger RNA of Penicillium cataractarum, 1584 nucleotides long. Its product is annotated as RING-H2 finger protein. NCBI's taxonomy places the organism in Eukaryota, Fungi, Ascomycota, Eurotiomycetes, Eurotiales, Aspergillaceae. The coding region runs from base 1 to 1584 and encodes 527 amino acids. The record is from RefSeq and is a predicted model, not a curated record. The transcript is spliced from 4 exons.